AUGAAUUCAGCCUCGCCUGACAUGGAGAGAAGUGAAGAUUUGCAUUUAAACUCAGCACCGCAUACAGAAUAUGGAGUCGAAGAAGAUAACAAUUAUGAUCCAUAUUUUAAGAUGCCAGAAUCCAGUUCUGGGGAUGAUCAAUCAUUUUCAACAGACUCAAGCCACACUGUCAGCUGUACAGUCAGCAUUGCAUUAGCUAUAUUUAAAGAGCAUGAGGAGUGUUUUACAGAGAAAAGAAAAAAAGGGACAAAGAACGAGUCAUCCAAUGAGGUAGUGGAGGCCCCCAGAGCCGAGGGCUAUUAUUGCAUUGAGUACAACAUGCUGCCUGAUGACCCUGAACCAACCAGAGUGGAUCUAGUGAUGUUUGGAUUAGCAGCUAAACUCUACAUGGCCAGUGAGACUAAGGUGCUGAAACCUUGGCGAGAAGGAAACCAGGUGUGGGUGAGCUGGUCUCAGACUCUAAAACUUAAAGUGACUAAAGAGCUCUUAAUUAAGAUGGCAGCCCAUAAGAUCACAGUGAAAGUUUGGGACAGCAAAGAAAAGUUGUCCUUCAAAGCCAGGAAUGACAGACCCAAAGCCUUCAGACUACCACAGGACAGAUCCGGAGAAGAUCCAGACCAAAUGGGUGGCAUCAAGAAGGUGGUCUGUAAGAUGAGAGCUAUCUAUGAGAAGGAGAACCUGAGGACAAGGAAAUCUAUGAAACACUGUGGCGAUCCAGUGUCAGUCUCAGGAAUCGCGCCCACUAAGAAGACACUUUUCCCAGAGAUCACAGAACACACAGAGGUCAAUGUGGAAAAGGAGGCCGCCUUCUUGGAACUCAGUUUUACUCCUCUUCUUGCAGGGAGUACGAUGCUCACUGACUCCUUGGGAUUCUGCUCUGGAGGAGUGAAAGAGGGAUUCUGGAAUGUCACUUUGGAUCGACAACUUAUAUCCAAGGAGUUAAAGGUUGAACUCAAUCCACUAGUCAUCAGAGUUUUAUCAGCUUGUUCUCUGCCGUCACCUCCCAUCCAGGCAAAAUGUCUUCCUGUCUACUGUCAAUACAAGUUCCACAACAAGCCUAUUCACAGAACCAAAGGCUAUGAUCAUAGCGCUAAUAUCUGCUUCAGAGAUGUGAAUGUGAUUUUUACUGGACUUAUGAGCCAUGGAAAGUUGGUUGAGUUCCUUAGAGGUCCACCAAUAGAGAUUGAAGUCCAUGAUCGGGAUAGAAAGAAUGAAAAACGCAUUGGUAAACCAACUGUAUUUGGGACAGAUUCCAAUGAUGCCAGAAUAGCAACUGUGGAUCUAUGGACUACAGUUUUCAAACCAGAUACUGAACAAGAUGAUCCACAUGGCAUAGCAAUACUAGAUCUUUCUGAUCUCCUCAAAGGAUGCAGAUAUUUGAAGCAGACCUUGCCCAUUAGGUGUUCUGCCUCUGAGCACAAUGAACAGAGAGAGAUUAACUCAGAUACUGCAAUUCCAGUAGGUCAUUAUCUUGAAGUUAAUGCCCAACUGAAAGUCCAGGUGGAGAUAGCAUAUCCCCUCCAUUCUGAAGAUGUAAAUGACCAUGAAGACUGUCCAUUUGGUCGCAUCAUUUAUGUUUUUAGGUAUAAUAAUACUCCUAUCUUAUUCAAACUGACUUCUGAAAUUCUGCAAAUCAAUGCAGAAGCCUUUCAGCUAAAUUAUUAUCCCGAGGAAACAAUCCAAAGGGUCCUGUCUGGCCAUAUUAUAACCACUAGAGAAAGAGAAGACAAAAGGAUGAAUGUUCUCACUGGAUUUCAUCUGAUGGAUAAGGCUCUACACCUUUUUGUUUUGGAAGGACUGAAGGAUCAAGCAGUCAAAAGACUGUGGAGUACAGUGCCUAUGAAGUUGGAUGGAGAUGAGGAGGAACAGGUGACUGUGCUGUAUAACUCAGACUUUGGUUUCUCAGAGCGAUUGUAUGACACGCUUGAUGUGGGUCUGAGCCCGAUUUGCCUUCUCAAGCCACUUGCGACUAUUAUGAAGGAGCCUCUGGUGUUUAUCAGAAAUGCAGUUCCUCAUGCCUGUCUUGAAGCCAUGAAAUGUAUAAGCCACAUUAGGCAAGCCAAAAAGCUUCAAGAAGCGGUGCACAACAACCUUUUCCCUUCAGCCGACAUGCUUCUCAGUUUAAACAAGGAAUUUGGAUCGGAUGUUGGGAGAGAAGAUCUGUGGUUGGCUGCAGAGACCCAGGAAUCUCAGGAUAUACCAGACCAUCAAAACAUUAGGAAGAGAAUGUACACACCUCUAGACAACUUCAAUAGAGAAUAUUUCCAGUGGAAACGAAACAAGUGCAAAAAUGGGAAAAAUUUCAUUCAGGCAAACAUUGAAGAUGUCUACAGGGCGAGUAAUGACUUGCAGAAGUCAAAACCUUAUGUGGCUUUGGAUACCAUAACUGACAGUCAGACCAUCAAUUACCAUAAUAUUGAAACAAAUUCUACAACUCGAAGUGGAGAACAACUCUACAGGGAACUAUCAAAGAACUCCACUGCUAUUCGCUUCUUUUGCCCAGGUUUUAAGAGCAGUAUUGAAUCGAACCAGCACCCAAAGCGGCCAGACGAUGCUCGGAUAGAAGAGCUAAGAAAGCCUUGGACAGAAAACAUUCUUCAUGGGAACAAACUGAAGCCAACGCUUUCCAGAUCUAGGCUGCCUUGGAUUCAGAGAUAUCAGGAUUUUGAACUUUACUCCAAGCCUCCUUCACAGUUCGGACCAGAGCUUCCCCUGAGCAUUCAUUUGGCCGGAGAGUCUCUUCAUGAGGAGCAGAUCCAGGCUGCACGUGCUCAGCACAACAGAUGGCUGAGGAAGAUAUUGCUUGGUGAAACUUCAACAGGAAGUGGAAGUGUUCCCGAGUUCAGAUGUCACAUGAAGAGAGCCAACCUGGAUAAACUACAAGACAUACUGAAGGACAAACCAAUGAAAUAUUCUCUCAGGAGGCCAGGAAUGGCUUUAAAGCCCAUUCCCGUUAUUUCUGUGGUCCAGCUUUCUGAAACGACUGGCUCAGCAGAGGAGGAGGCCAAUAUUCCAUUUACUCCUGGACCCUUUCAGAACCACAGUCUGAGCUGGGACAAAAACGCCAUUCCAAGAUACUCAUCUCAGUACAGCAAAUUCUACUUCAGAGAUUACUGGAGGCCGCAUUCAUUCCUGCACAAGCGAAGUGUGUUACCGUUUACAGAUGAAGAGAAAAGCAUACACUUCUUCAAGAAACCUGCUGAAGUCCCACAGACGCCCGUUGUAACUGACCACUUCAAACUUAACAGAAACAUCACAGAGAUAAGAACUAACAAAGAUGUUGCCCUACAUGUGCUAUAA
Molecule: messenger RNA, 3300 nt
Organism: Danio aesculapii
Lineage: Eukaryota; Metazoa; Chordata; Actinopteri; Cypriniformes; Danionidae
Gene: cfap92
Product: cilia and flagella associated protein 92 (putative)
Exons: 15
Coding region: 1-3300 (1099 amino acids)
Source: RefSeq, a predicted model, not a curated record